GAAUUAGCCACAAAAUUUGGUAUUGCCAAAAUUGAACCUACCCAAAUUGCGGUGAAAGGCACCCCUGAAUAUGUUCGCUCCUGUUGCGAGGCGAGCCUGAGGUGCCUUGGUGUGGACUACAUUGAUCUCUACUAUGUACACCGGAUUGACACACCAGUACCUAUAGAGGAAAUCAUGGGGGAACUUAAGAAGUUGGUGGAAGAGGGUAAAAUAAAGUUCAUUGGAUUAUCUGAAGCAAACCCAAACACGAUAAGGAGGGCACAUGCCCCCUAUGGGCCCUACCUUUCUGCUCAACCAUAUCAGCAUUCUUCUGUUGAUUACUUGUAAGGACGUUUCUAAGCAAUUGGUGUUAUGAUCCUGCUUGCAUGCCUUAAAUACAUUUCCCAUCAUUGGUUUGAAAAUUUUGCUAUUUAUUCACUAUAUA
Messenger RNA from Camellia sinensis, 424 nucleotides. The record is from RefSeq and is a predicted model, not a curated record. NCBI's taxonomy places the organism in Eukaryota, Viridiplantae, Streptophyta, Magnoliopsida, Ericales, Theaceae.